This is a messenger RNA of Podarcis raffonei (Aeolian wall lizard), 889 nucleotides long. RefSeq names its product histone H1.4-like. The record is from RefSeq and is a predicted model, not a curated record. Gene Ontology annotation, biological process: nucleosome assembly. Lineage: Eukaryota; Metazoa; Chordata; Lepidosauria; Squamata; Lacertidae. The coding region runs from base 97 to 777 and encodes 226 amino acids. The transcript has a single exon. Gene Ontology annotation, molecular function: DNA binding; structural constituent of chromatin. Gene Ontology annotation, cellular component: nucleosome.
UACUUUUCGGUUCCGAGAGGUUCUAGCCCGCAGCCCGCCUCCUCCUCCUCGUUCAGCAUCAGCCCCAGCGGAAAGCCGUCGCGAGCCGAGGCGACCAUGUCGGAGACUGCUCCCGAAGCGCCCGUGGCCGCGGCGCCGGCCGCCAAGGCGCCGGCCAAGAAAGCCAAGAAGCCGGCGGGAGCCGCCAAGGCGCCGCGCAAGGCGUCGGGCCCCAGCGUGACGGAGCUGCUGACCAAGGCGGUGGCCGCGUCCAAGGAGCGCAACGGGGUGUCCCUGGCGGCGCUCAAGAAGGCGCUGGCGGCCGCCGGCUACGACGUGGACAAGAACAACAGCCGCAUCAAGCUGGGCCUCAAGAGCCUCGUCAGCAAAGGCACCUUGGUGCAGACCAAAGGCACGGGCGCCUCGGGCUCCUUCAAGCUCAACAAGAAGCAGCUGCACGACACGGCCAGGGACAAGGCGGCCGGGGCCAAGAAGAAGCCGGCCGCGGCCGCCGGGCGCACCAAGAAGGCGACGCCCAAGAAGCCCGCCUCCGGCUCGGCCAAGAAGCCCAAGAAGCCGGCCGCCAAGAAGAGCCCCAAGAAGGCGGCCGCGGCCAAGAAGCCGGCGGCGAGCGCCAAGAAAGCGGCGGCCAAGAGCCCCAAGAAGGCCAAGCCCAAGAAGGCGGCGCCCAAGAGCCCCGCUAAGGCCAAGGCCGUCAAGGCCAAGGCUAAAGCCAAGCCCAAGACGCCCAAGGCCAGAGUGGCCAAGCCCAAGAAGGCGGCGCCCAAGAAGAAGUGAAGAGGCCGCGCCAUGCCCGCCCGCCAGCAGCCCUCGCCAUCCCAAAGGCUCUUUUAAGAGCCACCCACUUUCUCACCCGGAAAGAGCUGACUUACGCACCACAGAGGUUCUC